Molecule: messenger RNA, 3476 nt
Organism: Cydia pomonella (codling moth)
Lineage: Eukaryota; Metazoa; Arthropoda; Insecta; Lepidoptera; Tortricidae
Exons: 1
Coding region: 1-2082 (693 amino acids)
Molecular function (GO): nucleic acid binding; zinc ion binding
Source: RefSeq, a predicted model, not a curated record
AUGGUGUUUCGCUCACCUGUAAGAAAUCGUCUUCGAUCUGCUAGGCAAGGGUCGCAGGAAGCUCCUCAGGAGUCUCAGGACACUCCUCCAAAGCAACCAAACGAUCCCCGAGAGCAGCCAAUAGUCGUUCUUGACCGUAUCGAGGACCAAAGUACCGCAGCAAAAAAUCUCACUGAAGUGAGCCCCACUGAUAUGGACCUGAACAUGCUGGAGAGUUGUACCACGAGCGCAGCCUUCACGCCCGGACGUGCUGAGCGGGCGGAAACGGAGACGGAGCCUGCUGGCACGUCUGGACCUGAGGGUGAGCUCGGUAUGGACAGCUCGAAUGAUAUGGAACGACUCUUGCUUAGCCAGGACUCAACUACAGAAGUGUCGGAAACCGCCAUACCUCCUCCCAUUGACAUGCUGCAAAUGCAGCCACAUCAGCAGCCGCAGCUGCAAUCACAGCCACAGCUGCAAUCGCAGUCGCAGCUGCAAUCGCAGCCGCAAAUGCAGCUGCCACUACCACCACCGCUGUCACAACCACAACUGCAACCGCAGCAGCUGCUACAAUCACAAUCUCAAUCGCAGCAGCAAUCAGAGGCGCUGACACAAAACCCCAUACAAAUUGCCAAGCCCAAAGCAAAGCUCUCUAAGAAGCUUAAACCAGAUGAGCAGAUAGAUAUUGGUGCAUACGCAUCAGACGUUACCGAUAUGGACUCUUUCUUUUCAGUCGUUGGCCACUUAGCCAAAUUCACAUAUAAGGCGGUUAACGAGGAGAAGAGCGUCAAUAGAAUAAAUAAGGAUGCCAUAACAAGGGCGUCUUUCGAAAUAACAAAGGCCCUUGAUAAAGCCAAACAUAUAAUGAAGUAUGACCUCCAGCCAUCGAAAGUGAAGGAGAUUCGACAGGUGCUCGACGAUGCCAGGAGCCCACCACCCACUCGCAAUCGGUCUAGGUUGUCAGACCAUCUGACAGCCCCAAUUACAGCAGAUACAAAUGAGGGACCGAGUGUGAUGGGCAUGACUGGAGUAACCGAGAGCCUGUACGGCCUUUCACAGAAGAUGGACGAACUUCCGAAAAAGCAUGAAACGGCGCAAAUAAUAAGGGACACCAUUCGUCAAGAGCUCGGAGACAUAAAAAUUACAUUACAAAAUCUCCAAAGGCAUGUAAAAGAUGACAAGUCUCACACAACUCGUGCUGUAAAACAGACUGCGAGCCCCGCCUCAAAUGCAUCACCUGUUGAGACGGAAGAAAUGCAAGGGGAAGGCGAAUUCGUCACUGUCCUCUCUAAGAGAAAGAGGCGAGCGCAAAAGCGGGUUGUAAACGUGGCAACUGGGCAAACUGAGGCGACUACUCAACCGAGAUACACUGUUAUGAUAGAAUCAAUUGAUCCUAGGCAUAACGGUGACGAAAUAGUGAAGGAGAUUAAACAGAAAGUGGAUGUCGUGCAAAUGGGAAUAGCAAUAAACAAUGUUCGCGUCACCAGACAGCAAAAGGUCGCAGUGACCUGUAACACUGAAAACGACCGUAAGAAAUAUGCCGAAGCUCUGAAAGAAAAUACAGAGAGACUCACAGUCACCACACCUCAGUUACGGAAACCUCUGCUGCGUCUUAUCGGAGUCACACCAGACGUUACAAACGAGAAAGUGGCAGAGGCCGUGCUAAAACAAAACGAGAGCAUGAUCAGCGAUAUUCCGCAAACGGAUCGGCUGAUCAGAGUCGUUCGUCGCACUAGAGGCAGGACAGAUGCGACUAAUAACGUGAUCAUUGAGGCUAGUCCUCUUAUGUGGGCCACACUUAAGGAUAACAAGAUUAGGGUGGGGUAUCAGGUGAUACCAGUAUACGAUCAAUCACCGAUCAUACAGUGUUUCCGCUGUCAGGAGUAUGGCCACAGAGCGCUAAACUGUGCGAGCAAAAACGUCUGCGGCCACUGCACAUUAGAACAUGACACGCGCAGUUGCCCACAAAGAGAGACCAGUAAACCCAGCUGUGCAAAUUGUAAAAAGCUAGGGCAUGAACACGAUCACCCAGCCUAUCGCUCUGACUGCCCAGAAUGGCAAAAAUGGGACCGGAUAGCUAGGCUAUCGGUCCAGUAUUGCUAAGGGCAGCCAGAUGCAACAACACAGUAAUAAUAAUGUACACAGAACUACUGGACCACUUAGAACAAUAGAUAAAAUAAUGCUAAAAGCUGUGCAAGCCAACCUGGGACGCAGUCAGCACGCUACCGAGGAACUGAUAAGAUGUGCAAUUAGCGAAAAGUAUGAUGUGAUAUUCAUUACCGAACCUUACACGGGAAAAAGCAUGACAAUGAAAUCCAUACCUGAUUAUGAUAUCUAUCAACAGAGCGACAAGAAUAUCACAACCAAGGCCUGUAUUGCGGUCAGACGUGGGCUAGGUGCAUGUCUAGGCAUGACGCAGCAUUUCACUGCUAACCUAGUCACUAUCCAAAUCGUAACUAGAGACAGCAAGAAAAUGUAUAUGACAUCUGUAUAUAUUGAACCCAAAGAUGAUCCAGCACGAACACUACACCAUAUGGAGGAGGUGAUGACAAUAUACAAACAUCAAGCGCACAUUGUGUGCGGAGACCUAAAUGGCUGGCACACCUCAUGGGGCUCCUCUAAAAACAACGACAGGGGCAAAAGCGUGUAUGAUAUACUGCUUAACAGUGACAUGGUCACAUGCAAUAUAGGCAGAGAACCGACCUUUGAAACCAUCACCCACAACAGAAUUAGAACAUCAAUAAUUGAUCUAACAAUGACAUCUGCAAAUUUUGCCAGUAACAUAGAAGACUGGAAAAUUAGUCCUGCAAUUAUACCAUCAUCAGACCAUCAUGCUGUACAAUUUAAUAUUAAUAUUAAUAAUAAAGUCAAGAAAAAGACAUCUACCACAACCUAUAAAUAUAACACUAACCAUGCUGACUGGCAACUAUUCAAAAACACGCUUCAAGAGAAUAUGACUACAUCCGGUUUAAUCAAUACUAACAUGAAUAAUCUAAAUAACUUACAAAUGGACACUCUUAUUAACAACAUUACUAAAGUAAUCUCAAAAACUUGCAAUUCAACUUUCAGGAAACAAACACCUUACACACGCGUACCUUGGUGGACACCCGAGCUUACCAUACUUAAAAAGAAAGUUAUCCAUUUGCAUCACCGGCUACAAGACUUAAAACGAGGAAACAAAGACCUGACCAAUAUUGUUGCAGAACUCACGGAAGCGCGGAAAGAAUACGCGGACAAGAUGCGUGAAACGUCUACAAACGCAUUCCGGGAAUUCUGUAGCAAACAAGGCAAGGACGACGUAUGGUCUGUAACUAAUCGUCUCCUUAAGUCUAAACCUCACCCACAGCCACCAGCUACACUUAAAAUAGAUGCACAUCAUUACACUACAUCCUCAAUAGAUACCGCAGAAAAAUUAACAUCUAAAUUCUUUCCGGAUGACAACCCUCAAGAAGACACUAUCUAUCACUCACGGAUAAGAAACUAUGUACAAAACAAUA